AAGCAAGAUCCACUAUGUUUGAAGCACGUUAGACAAAUUCGUAGUCGAGCGACGCGGGCAUCGUCGCCUCGCGCAUUCCACCUUUACUUUCAUCCCCCUUGUGACUCUUAUUCUGUUCGUGAAGACACAUACGAACAAUAUACAAAAAUACGGAAUACGAAAAGUUUUUGUGACUUGAUUUUGUUUUGAGUUCUGGUUUUUGAUCCGGAAAUAUGAAGUUCAUGGGGAGAUGGCCUACCCUGGCCGCAACCAUAUUUGCUACAGCCCUCCUGCUGCCUUCCAGUCGCGCAGAGGCCCCACUACCUUCAAACUACCUUCCACCUUCAACGAGCUACGGAACCCCAAACCUUGGAAGCAGUAGUUUUGGAGGCAGCAGUAGCAGCAGCUUUGGAGGUGGAGCACCAUCUGGAAGUGGUGGGUUCGGAGGUGGAUUUGGGGGAGCACCAUCUUCCAGCUACGGAGCACCAUCAGCUGGUGGCGGAUUCGGAGGCGGAGCACCAUCUUCCAGCUACGGAGCACCGACGGCUAGUGGUGGAUUUGGAGGUGGUGCACCAUCUUCUAGCUACGGAGCACCGUCAGCUGGUGGUGGAUUCGGAGGUGGAGCACCAUCUUCUAGCUAUGGAGCACCGUCGGCUGGUGGUGGAUUCGGAAGUGGAGCACCAUCAUCUAGCUAUGGACCUCCCUCGUCCGGCGGUGGAUUUGGAGGUGGAAUACCUUCUAGGCCUUCAUCCAGCUACGGACCACCAUCAUCUGGUGGUGGAUUCGGAGGCGCAGCACCAUCCAGACCUUCCAACAGCUAUGGUCCACCACCUUCCAGACCAUCCAACAGUUAUGGACCUCCACCAUCCAGGCCUUCCAACAGCUACGGACCACCACCAUCUACUCCUUCCAACAGCUAUGGACCACCACCAUCCAGACCUUCCAACAGUUACGGUCCACCACCAUCCAGGCCAUCAAACAGCUUUGGACCACCACCAUCUAGACCAUCCAACAACUACGGACCACCACCAUCUACUCCUUCCAAUAAUUAUGGACCACCACCAUCCAGACCCUCAAACAAUUAUGGACCACCACCAUCCAGGCCAUCAAAUAGUUAUGGACCACCACCAUCUACUCCUUCCAAUAAUUAUGGACCACCACCAUCCAGACCCUCGAACAAUUAUGGACCACCACCUUCUAGGCCAUCCUCUAGUUAUGGGACACCUUCAGUAGGAGGUAGUGGAUUCGGUGGUGGAGCUUCCUCAGGGGGAAGCAGUGGAUUUGGAGGCAGUGGAUUCGGAGGUGGAGCUCCUUCCUCAAGCUAUGGACCACCUUCUUCCAUUCCUUCUUCACCACCUUCUUCCAGCUAUGGACCACCAGCCUCGGCACCAUCUCCCAGUUAUGGUGCACCUUCCUCGGGAAGUGGAUUCGGUGGCGGAAGUGCAGGUGGAUUCGGAGGUGGAAGUGGGGGUGGAUUCGGAGGUGGAAGUGGAAGACCAUCGUCGAAUUAUGGAGCACCCAGUGCCGGUGGAAGUGGAAUCGGAGGAGGCUCCGGUGGUUAUUCCAGCGGUCGUCCAUCCUCUAAUUAUGGUGCCCCCAGUGCAGGUGGAAGCAGUGGAGGUCAGGGCUAUGCUAGCAACGGAGGUUACCAAUAUUAAUCGCGUUCCUCAUAUCCCCUUCUCGUAAGAGAAUGUAGAUCUCGCCAAGCUAGAUUCAUUUAAUUCUGUUCAAACGAACAAUAAGAAUCAAUCCAACCCUCCGACGAUGUUUAUCACUGCCACUGAAAAAUCCGCUGAUUAUCAGAAUACAUCCGAAGUUUUAAAGAUUCACUUAAUUUGGGUCGAGACAAAUAACGAGGUCUGGAAUGCGUAAGAUAAAUAACGUUGUUCAACCAUCUAAUAUAUAAGAUGACCACAAGAAAGUAAAACCAAUCAGAAUCUUAUCAGAAACGUUUUUCAAGAUCCUGACAUUACUUGAUUAUGUCUCCGAGUCGCAAAGAAAAAAAACUACUGACGAACACGAGAGUGGUUUUCAAAUGGGAAAAAGUAAAAGCUUUUUUCUCCAGAGCUUGUAAUUUAUUUAUUUUGUAAAAAACGCCUUUUGUACUAAUAAAGCUUUUAUGCUAAAAAAAUAA
Molecule: messenger RNA, 2113 nt
Organism: Belonocnema kinseyi
Lineage: Eukaryota; Metazoa; Arthropoda; Insecta; Hymenoptera; Cynipidae
Product: pro-resilin
Exons: 3
Coding region: 213-1637 (474 amino acids)
Source: RefSeq, a predicted model, not a curated record